AUUUGAUAUUGGAAGCGCGAGAAUAGAUUCAAGGUUGCAGCGUAGCGGGAUUUUGGGGCCGCGAGAAAGGGCAGUAAGCAAGGCAUCACUACUGAAUCUUGACAACCACAAUAUCAUCUCACAUAUUCUAUUCAAUUGUAGAUGAGUACAAGUGUUGACGAUGAACUGUUUGAAAAGACAUCAGGAAUCAUAGAUCAGUUGAUAUUACAUUGUAAAUCCAAAAAAUAUGAUACCAAUGAAUUCGAUCAGUUACUAUCAUCAUUCCUACACAGUUGCAAUCCUGAUGAAGUACCAGUUGAUGUAAACAAGUAUCGUAUUAAUAUUGCUGUGAAUAAAUUGUCAAAACCAUCAAUUAUACGAAAUCUUGUUAUUAUUUACCGUGAUUUAGGAAGAAAAGCUAUUCCUUUAGGAUGUGGUAUAUUACUUAAAUCUGCUUCUCUGCCAGAUCCACCUCCUGCUCUUGAAUGGAUUCCAAAAUUUAUUACUUUUCAAAAAACUCUAGCAUCCUAUAUUUCUGUGAGUAUUAGUUUCGCCCAGCUAAUGAUAAAGUCUGAUGUUUACUUAACUGAAGCACGGCGUAUAUUAAAUCGCACAAGUACUAUGGAUUAUUUAUCUGAGAAAAUCAAAUGGUUGAUAGAAUCUAUCAUUUUUGCAUUGAAUGCUGCAUUACUGUAUGAAGAUGAAGUGAUCAACCGACGAAUUCUUGAUUACUGUCUACGUAAUAUUAUAAUUCGUUACACUUGUUCAACGAAUUCAGAAAUUCAGACAACUCUAAUCAUUUUUUUAAGUUUCACUUAUACUGAAAUUGAUCAACUUAAAAUAACGAAAAAAGGAAUUAUUCAAUUAUUGAAAUAUUUCGUUUCACUUAUAAGUAGUGAAAAGAAAACAGAUGAAUUAAUUAUUGUUAAGCAGAUGAACAAAGUCCUUCGUAUAUUGGCUCUAAAUACGGAGAAUAAAACUGCUUUCAUGAGACGUGACAUUUUGGGUCAUUUAGAAUCGUUACUGAAGACAUUACCACCGAAUGAUUACGAGGAUGAGAUAUUACUUACCAUACGUAUUGUUUCUUCUGAAAUUACUCUGGAUAAUUCCAUUAAAGAAAUGAAAUUACUUGCAACAAAAUUUUCUGAGAAAAUAAUGAAUUCUGAAAAAGAACUUCGAAUAUCUUCUGAUGCCUGUGAUGAUAAUGAUGAUGAUGAUGAUGGCGAUAUCAAUGGUAGUGAUGUUGUUCCAUCAUCAAUGUCAACAGAUAAUAAAAGGGGUGAUAAAGUCGAUGAAGGCUUUUAUGAAGUGAAAGAUAAUCAAAGGUCUUCUCAGUCAAAUGGUCAUGUCCUGAUUAGUUAUAGUCAUGCAGAUGGCAAAAUAGCGCUUAAAAUUGCAGACAGCCUACAACAAAGAAAUAUCAAGAUAUGGAUUGACAAAAAGGAUAUGAUUCAGGAAGUUGAUGUUCUAGAUGCUAUUACAUCUGCUGUAGAGGGUGCUUCAAUUGUAUGUAUUCUUUUUUCAAAAGCUUAUCAAGAGGGUCAAUAUACUGAAAUCGAAGCGAAAUAUGCUGAAAGUCGACGCAAAGAACGUAUAUAUCUGAAAGUUCAACCAGAUUUUAAACCUAGUUCUUGGUUAGGUGGUAUGUUAGGUACAAAACUAUAUAUUGACUUUUCUGGAAAAUAUCCAUAUGAAGACAAAAUUGAAGAGUUAUAUAACAAAAUUAAAGAACGGAAUAGUAAAAGAAACCAAUCCGUUUGA
Messenger RNA from Trichobilharzia szidati, 1740 nucleotides. The record is from the annotation of a GenBank genome assembly. Lineage: Eukaryota; Metazoa; Platyhelminthes; Trematoda; Strigeidida; Schistosomatidae.